Messenger RNA from Zonotrichia leucophrys gambelii, 3141 nucleotides. Its product is annotated as adhesion G protein-coupled receptor E5-like. The record is from RefSeq and is a predicted model, not a curated record. Gene Ontology annotation, cellular component: plasma membrane. Lineage: Eukaryota; Metazoa; Chordata; Aves; Passeriformes; Passerellidae. Bases 20 to 2455 code for a protein of 811 amino acids. Gene Ontology annotation, biological process: cell surface receptor signaling pathway; adenylate cyclase-activating G protein-coupled receptor signaling pathway. Gene Ontology annotation, molecular function: G protein-coupled receptor activity; calcium ion binding. The transcript is spliced from 20 exons.
GCCACGCCCACCACGAGCGAUGGGAUUCGCCGGGAACCUCGGGUUGGUUUGGUUCGUCCUGGGCGCCCUCGGCCCCUCCCCCCCCGCCAAUGGACAGGAUCUGUGCCCCCGGGCCCUGAACGGGACCCACUGCGGGUGCCCCAAGGGCUUCGAGGGAGAGCCCUGGGAGCGGAGCCAGCCCUGGGAGCGGCGCUGCGAGGACAUCAACGAGUGUGUGGGGGAGGGGCCCCCGCCCUGCCCCCCCUCGCAGAGCUGCCACAACACCGAGGGGGGGUUCAGGUGCGAGUGCAACCGCGGCUACCGCGCCCGGACCCCAAAAAACGGCACCGGGACCCCCGGAAACGGCACUGGGACCCCCGGAAACGGCACCGGGACCCCCGGAAAUGGGGCAGGGACCCCAAAAAACGGCACUGGAACCCCUGAAAAUGGCACCGGGACCCCCGGCAAUGGCACCGGGACCCCCGAAAAUGGGACCAGGACACCGGAAGAUGGGAUUGGGACCCCCGAAAACGGGAUUGGGACCCCCGAAAACGGCCCCAUUUAUUGUGAAGAUGUGGACGAGUGCGCCGAGGGGGGGGAGGGGCUGUGCGGGGGGGGCUCCGUUUGCCUCAACACCCCCGGGAACUUCGAGUGCCACUGCCCCCCCCCCGCCCGGGGACCCCCGGGGCCGGACGGGUGCCCAGCGGUGCCGGUGCCCCCCGAAAUCUGCCCCGAGGAGGAGGAGGGCUGUGAUUUGGGGGAGACCCUGACCCAAAUUGCCGAGGAGCUGAGGGGGGGGCGAGACCCCCGGAGCGUGCUGCAGGCUCUGCUCUCGGCGCUCGGGGGGGCCCUGGGGGGGUCCCCGGCCGCCGCCCCUCCCCCCCGGCGGCACCGCUGGCUCUCGGCGCUGCUGCGGGCGGGGGAGGGGCUGGCCCGGGGCGCGGGGGCGCGGCUGCCAAAGGGGACGGUCACCAAUGUCACCGUGGGAACGGCAGCUCUGUCCCUGGCCGUGUCCCGCGGUGCCACCCCCGGCCCUGUCACCCUGGGGGUCCCUGAGGUGACGCUCGAGGUCCCCCCCGAGGUGGCGCUGGACCCGGAGAGCGGUCUGUCAUUGGUGGGGCUGCUGACCCUGCCCGGGCUCCCCCAGGCGCUCUCGGGGGCUCCCCCCGUGCUCUGGGGGGGCUGGGGGGGGUCCCUGCCCCGCCCCCCCCGCCGGGGCCGCCCCUUCCCCUCCUACCGGGUCCUGUCCCCGGUGGGCGCCGCCUUCGUGGCCCGCGAGAGCCCGGGGCGGGCCCGGGGCGGCCCCGCGGUCACGCUGCGGUUCCGGCACCCGGCCCCGGACCCCAAAUUGGGGGGCACCGUUCUCUGCGCCUUCUGGAACCCCCGGGAGGGGCGCUGGGACACGGGGGGGUGCCGGCUGGUGCCCCCCAAAAACGGGACCCCCCCCCAGGGGCACGGCACCGUCUGCGCCUGCGACCACCUGACGAGCUUCGCUGUGCUGCUGGCCUUCAAUGAGAUCCAGGAUCACUGGCUGCUGGACCUGGUCACACACGUGGCGCUGUCCCUGUCCGUGGUGGCCCUGGUGGCCGCGGCCGCCACCUUCGCCCUGUGCCGCGCCGUGGCCGAGCCGCGCCGGACGCUGCAGCUGCACCUGAGCCUGAGCCUGCUCGGGGGGCACCUGGCGUUCCUGCUGGGCAUCGACGGGGCACAGAGCCCGGUGCUGUGCACGGUGACAGCGCUGUUCCUGCACCUGUGCUACCUGUCGGCGUUCUGCUGGAUGGCCCUGCAGGGCGCUCACCUGUGUCACAGUGUGCCGUGCACGGUGACAGCGCUGUUCCUGCACCUGUGCUACCUGUCGGCGUUCUGCUGGAUGGCCCUGCAGGGCGCUCACCUGUGUCACUGUGUGUCCCUGUGUGUCCCUGUGCCGUGCACGGUGACAGCGCUGUUCCUGCACCUGUGCUACCUGUCGGCGUUCUGCUGGAUGGCCCUGCAGGGCGCUCACCUGUACGUGCUGCUGGUCCAGGUGUUCGCCCCGGCCUGGCUGCGCCCGCGGCCGCUCCUGGCCCUGGGCUACGGCCCCGCCGUGAUCAUCGUGGCCUUAUCAGCUGCCAUUUACCCUGAGGGAUACGGGACCGAUCAAUAUUGCUGGCUGUCCCUCAAGCGCGGUUUCCGCUGGAGCUUCCAGGGCCCCGUCAUCGUCAUCACUGCCGCCAACGCCGUCAUCCUCGUUGUCACCCUGUGGAAGUUGGUGCAGAAAUUCCACGAGGUCACCCCGGACAUGGCGCCCCUGCGGCGGGCACGGGUGCUGUGGGUGACGUCACUGGGCCAGCUCUCCCUGCUGGGCUCUGGUUGGGCGCUGGGCUUGGGGGCGGGGCUUGGCUGGGCGGGGGGGGCGGGGCCGCCCCCCCCCCCCCGCCGCGCCCCCCCCCCCCCCCCCUCCUGUUCUGCGCCGUCAACGCCGCGCAGGGGCUGCUGAUCUUCCUGUGCCACUGCCUGGGGCACCCCAAGGUGCGGGCCUGGUACCGGUCCCUGCUGUGCCCCCGCUCGCGGCCGUACUCGGAGUUCACCAGUCACACCAGUAACACCAGUAACCCGACCGGCCACACCAGUAUGGGCCGGCUCAGGGGCUCCCAGUCACACCAGUAACACCAGUAACCACAGGUGAGCUAUCCCAGUCACACCAGUAACACCAGUAACCCGACCGGUCACACCAGUAUGGGCCGGGUCAGGGGCUCCCAGUCACACCAGUAACACCAGUAACACCAGGUACAGAAAAUUCCAGAAAAAUCAAAAAUUUCAGGAAAAAUUUGGAAUUUUGGGAAAAAUCUUCGGAAUUCCAGGAAAAAUCUCCAGAAUUUUGGGAAAAAUCUCCGGAAUUUUGGGAAAAAUCUUCGGAAUUUCAGGAAAAAUCUCCGGAAUUUUGGGAAAAAUCUUCCGAAUUCUGGGAAAAAUCUUCGGAAUUUCAGGAAAAAUCUUCAGAAUUCCAGGAAAAAUCUUCGGAAUUCCAGGAAAAAUCUUCGGAAUUUUGGGAAAAAUCUUUGGAAUUCCGGGAAAAAUCUCCAGAAUUCUGGGAAUGUUUGAAUUUUUUGCUGCCCUCCCCCCAUUUCCCUCAGGGAAAUCAAUAAAGGAAAACCAGGCCGAGUUUGGGGAGAAUUCCUGGAA